AAACCGAUUGCAAUAGUUUCCGACCCGCAUUCCAGUAUUCUCGGUGCGCUGCAAUAUGUGAGUCAGCAGGGAAAUCAUAUCGGUUUUUCUUCCCCGCCGGAAUUGUGGCUAGCGAAACACCACGACUGGCAAGCGUUCGGACGUGGAGAAUUGACUCCGUCAACUACUGGGACAAUUACGGGAUCGGUCGUAAACGCCGGAGCUACGGUCAACAGUGGGACUCCCGUCUCCGGGAUAGAUGAAGAUCAAUUCGGUACGGAUAUGCCGAUGGAUCGUCGUAAACGCUCCAGUUGGCACACGGUCUGGUCCAAUUCGCUGAGCAACCUAGGCCCGCUUGCUCAUUAUCAUAUGAAUCAACAAACACAACUGAUGAGUCAUGUUCCUUUCAAACUCUGUCUUUUUUUGCUUUCCUCGUGCUCAAGACGUCUUUCACUGCGUUGUACGACCAGCACUGGUAGCACGUCCAGCGAUAAUUCGAGUGGCUUUGGGAGUGCGACUCUCGGGAGCAGUUUCAGUACUGGUGAACACUCGUUUGAUUCCAGUAGACGCAGUAGCCGAAACACAUGUGCCUCGGAUGUGAGCGAGACCUACCGCAAUAAUGCGCCAUCAUUCAUGGGUAAUAGGACUGGGAUGGACGAGGUCUCGUUGAGCGGUUGGACUGGACUUCCCGGACAGGGUACUGCAUCAGGCCCACGUGCUCUACGCGGUUCAGGGGCUAGUUCGGCCCCAUGGCAUUCGACUUCGGGGUCCGGAUCUAGCCUGGAGAUUCGAACGAAUUUGGCUCAGAAUGCUGUUGGUCAGUUCCCUGUGUUGCCGUCCGAGUCACCGAGAUCCGCAAGGACCAACACGCCAGAUGCAUUUGGAGAGAAAUUGUCACCCUGUGAAACUGGAUCCGGUCGUCGACAUCACAUGACCUCACAUAUGGGCAAGGAAUCGGUGUUCUGGCCCAGCGAUCCAGGUCCAGUGGACAAAUCACGUUUUUCGGAUUGUCUGGAUGCACAGAGUAGCAAACUUGUCAGUCACAAGGGGAACAUGUUCAAACCUCGACAAAAUUUUGCCGUCUUUCAGAAAUUACCAGCCCAUAAACGAAACGCAUAUUUUAUCCAAAUGGACGAUGACAGUUGCACAGGGAAUGAGGAUACUCGUGCCUUCCUACUGGCCCAGCUGACCAACCAUAGAAUCUCUGAGGUACCCUGUUUGGCAUGCCAUCAACUCUUGGUUGUCUACGACCAUUUUCCCGUGGUCGAUGGAAUAUUCUUCAUCAGUCCAGUGUGUCAUCGAUCCACCCACAUGUACAGUCGUCAUACGGUCAAUGGUCUUCGUAUUACUUGGCACACGAAUGGUGUACCGAGCGCAUUUCAACAGCCAAAGCAGACUGGAGCCAAUGCUGAUCCGGAGGAGAUGUCUCAAGAGUUGAUACAGAAACUGCUGGGCAACGGAAUGACCAUUGUUCCUCCACCGGGUUGUUUAGGUCCUCGCCAGCAAGUGACAGGGAAUCAUGGGAGUCCCGAGGGAAACAUUUCAGGGCAGCUUCUCCAUCAGCAUUCACAUUUUCAGAAUCAUCAUAAUGCGGCAACUGGAAGACACGGGGCCGGUCGACAGGAACGAUAUUUGCAUGCCCUAUGUAUGGGUUGCAUGCAUCAUGGAAUCUCAGAGAACGAGGAUAAUCGAACAGCAGAUUCUGUCGGGGGAAGAUUUGGGGGUAUAUUCUGCCGAUCGUGCCUUAGUCCUUGGUCCGGCGCCGGUUUACUGGUCGGUGGAUUGUACACCUAUGAUGUGCUUGCCGCUUGGCCCUGCUGUCCCGAUCGACUCAAGUGUAACGCUUGCGGUCGUCAGCUGGUUGCCACAUCGACCACGAAUCAGGCUGAUUUGAACGGGCACGAACGGUUCUCCACUCCGGGUGUGCAUACGGAAAAAGAGAACGUCCUCGAACAAGAUGAAGAGCAGCGUGCUGAGGAUAUGUCCCUUUGGUGGAAUACACCCUUUCAACUUCAAGCGAAUCCGCCGUUACUUUCAGCGAAUCCGUUGUGA
Molecule: messenger RNA, 2031 nt
Organism: Echinostoma caproni
Lineage: Eukaryota; Metazoa; Platyhelminthes; Trematoda; Plagiorchiida; Echinostomatidae
Source: the annotation of a GenBank genome assembly